Messenger RNA from Carcharodon carcharias (great white shark), 2934 nucleotides. RefSeq names its product mucin-5AC-like. The transcript has 8 exons. The record is from RefSeq and is a predicted model, not a curated record. NCBI's taxonomy places the organism in Eukaryota, Metazoa, Chordata, Chondrichthyes, Lamniformes, Lamnidae. The annotation marks the transcript as partial.
AUGAAGAGACGAAGGCCGCUUCAUGGUGAAAAUGGCAAAAGAAGCCCAAGUCUGGAAGUCCCAUACCUGAACACGGAAGCUACCAUUUACACAUGGGGCAGGAAUGGGCCAAGCAAAACCACAUCAACACCUAACACAGGAACCAGGGAACCCACCUCAACAACUACCACAGAAACCAAUAAAACCAACGCAACACCUACCAAAGAAAGCAGUGAAAGCAUCUCAACACCUCCAGUAGAAAUCAGCAAAUCCAGCUCAACAGCUACAACAGAAAAAACCAGUGAAGCCACCUCAACACCUACUACAAAAACGAGCGAAACCACCUCAACAAAUACCACAGAAGCCAGCAAAACCACUUCAGCACCUACCAUAGGAACCAGAACCACGUCAACACCUACCACAGAAACCGGGGAAACCACCUCAAUGUCUACCACAGAAGCCAGCAAAACCACUUCAGCACCUACCAUAGGAACCAGUGAAACCACCUCAACACCUACCACAGAAAUCAGCAAAAGCACCUCAACAACUCCAGAAGAAAUCAGUCAAUCCAGCUUAACACCUACCACAGAAAGUAGCGAAACCACCUCAGCACCUACCACAGGAAGCAAUCAAACCACCUCAACACCUAACACAGAAAUCAGUGACACCACAUCAACAGCUAUCAUAGCUACGAGCGAAACCACCUUAACACCUACCACAGAAACCAGUGAAGUCACCUCAACACCUACUACAAAAACCAGCGAAACCACCUCAACGAAUACCACAGAAGCCAGCAAAACCACUUCAGCACCUACCAUAGGAACCAGUGAAACCACCACAACACCUACCAUAGGAAACAGUGAAACCACCUCAACACCUACCACAGAAACCAGCGAAACCACAUCAGCAUCUACCAUAGGAACCACUAUCAUAGCGACGAGCGAAACCACCUUAACACCUACCACAGAAACCAGUGAAGCCACCUCAACACCUACUACAAAAACCUGUGAAACCACCUCAACAAAUACCACAGAAGCCAGCAAAACCACUUCAGCACCUACCAUAGGAACCAGUGAAACCACCACAGCACCUACCAUAGGAAACAGUGAAACCAACUCAACACCUAGCACAGAAACCAAAGGAACCACGUCAACACCUACCACAGAAACCGGGGAAACCACCUCAAUGUCUACCACAGAAGCCAGCAAAACCACUUCAGCACCUACCAUAGGAACCAGUGAAACCACCUCAACACCUACCACAGAAAUCAGCAAAAGCACCUCAACAACUCCAGUAGAAAUCAGUCAAUCCAGCUUAACACCUACCACAGAAAGUAGCGAAACCACCUCAGCACCUACCACAGGAAGCAAUCAAACCACCUCAACACCUAACACAGAAAUCAGUGACACCACAUCAACAGCUAUCAUAGCUACGAGCGAAACCACCUUAACACCUACCACAGAAACCAGUGAAGUCACCUCAACACCUACUACAAAAACCAGCGAAACCACCUCAACGAAUACCACAGAAGCCAGCAAAACCACUUCAGCACCUACCAUAGGAACCAGUGAAACCACCACAACACCUACCAUAGGAAACAGUGAAACCACCUCAACACCUACCACAGAAACCAGCGAAACCACAUCAGCAUCUACCAUAGGAACCAGUGAAACCACCUCAACACCUACCUCAGAAACCUCAACACCUAACACAGAAACCAGCGAAACCACCUCAACACAUUCCACAGAAGCCAGUGAAACGACCUCAUCACCACCAAUAGGAACCAGUAAAACCACCACAACACCUACCAAAGAAAUCAGCGAAAGCACAUCAACAACUCCAGUAGAAAUCAGUUACUCCAGCUUAACACCUACCACAGAAACUAUCAUAGCGACGAGCGAAACCACCUUAACACCUACCACAGAAACCAGUGAAGCCACCUCAACACCUACUACAAAAACCUGUGAAACCACCUCAACAAAUACCACAGAAGCCAGCAAAACCACUUCAGCACCUACCAUAGGAACCAGUGAAACCACCACAGCACCUACCAUAGGAAACAGUGAAACCAACUCAACACCUAGCACAGAAACCAAAGGAACCACGUCAACACCUACCACAGAAACCGGGGAAACCACCUCAACGUCUACCACAGAAGCCAGCAAAACCACUUCAGCACCUACCAUAGGAACCAGUGAAACCACCUCAACACCUACCACAGAAAUCAGCAAAAGCACCUCAACAACUCCAGAAGAAAUCAGUCAAUCCAGCUUAACACCUACCACAGAAAGUAGCGAAACCACCUCAGCACCUACCACAGGAAGCAAUCAAACCACCUCAACACCUAACACAGAAAUCAGUGACACCACAUCAACAGCUAUCAUAGCUACGAGCGAAACCACCUUAACACCUACCACAGAAACCAGAACCAGUGAAACCACCACAACACCUAGCAUAGGAAACAGCGAAACCACCUCAACACCUACCACAGAAACCACCGAAACCACAUCAACACCUACAAUAGGAACCAGUGAAACCACGUCAACACCUUCCACAAAAACCAGCAAAUCCACCUCAACACCUACCAUUGGAACCAGUGAAAUCACCUCAACACCUACAACAGAAAUCAGGGAAACCACCUCAACACCUACCACAGAAACCAGCAAAACCACCUCAGCACCUACCAUAGGAACCAGUGAAACCACCACAACACCUACCAUAGGAAACAGUGAAACCACCUCAACACCUACCACAGAAACCAGGGAAUCCACCUCAACAUCUACCACAGAAGCCAGCAAAACCACCUCAGCACCUACCAUAGGAACCAGUGAAACCACCACAACACCUACCAUAGGAAACAGUGAAACCACCUCAACACCUACCACAGAAACCACCGAAACCACAUCAACACCUACAAUAGCAACCAGUGAAACCACAUCAACACCUUCCACAGAA